UGGGAAAGUCCAUCCCCAUCGAAACAGCGAAUUCUUGUUUUGAAUUUAUAACGUUGACGAGUCCAAGUCUAAGCGUGUGGGAACGUUGUUCAACACUGAAAGGGAAAGUAGAACAAUAUUUCACCACAGGAUCCUUCUGUUUUUCUCGUGUUAGAAGAUUAAAAAUUUGCAUUGAUUUGACAUCAAAUUGACUUUGAAUUUCAUUGUAAACAAUGGCUCUAUACUUCUUCUCCUCAAAUUGUAUUUUGGGAUUUUCUGUUGUUGUGUUGCUCAGCGGCGGGUUCCAUGGCGAAGAGAAGCCGAGCGGCUCGAAUUUAGUGGGCGGGAGGGUCAAUUUCUAGCGGGCUUUGGCGGCAGGAGGGAGGGGAAAAUGAAAGCAGAGUAAUGAGGAGGAGUUAUUCGUCCACGGUCAUAUGGUGGCAAUUGCUGCCGCUUCUUCUUUUUCUUUCUCUGCAUCUUCUGCCGCAGAGAGCUUUGGCCGAUGACGAAGGUGAUGCUUUGCUUAGACUUAAGUCUAACUUACUGGACCCAAAGAACAUUUUGCAGAGUUGGGAUCAAAAUCUUGCCAGUCCAUGUACAUGGUUUCAUGUUACAUGUAACAGUGAAAACAGUGUCACACGAGUGGAUCUGGGAAACUCAAACCUUGGUGGUAAAUUGGUUCCUGAGCUUGGUCAGCUGCAUAAUCUGCAAUACUUGGAGCUUUAUGGCAAUACCAUAAGCGGGGAUAUCCCUAAAGAAUUGGGUGACUUGAAGAAUCUUUUGAGCCUGGAUCUGUACCAGAAUAACAUUACUGGCUCCAUACCUCCUACUUUAGGAAGUAUGACAAGUUUACGCGUGCUCCGGCUAAAUAACAAUCACCUCACAAAAGAGGUCCCUAUGAAUCUUUCAUCUAUCAAAGGUCUCCAAAUCCUGGACCUUUCUAAUAAUAAUCUCUCGGGCAAUGUUCCAUUAAUUGGAUCUUUCUCUUCGUUCACUCCUAUCAGUUUUGCUAAUAAUACAAAACUUUGUGGUCCGGUGGUUGGAGUGCGAUGUGAUAAUGGGUCACCAUAUUCUCCUCCACCAUAUGUGUCACCCCCACCAGAAAAGAAAAAGAACAAAAUUCGUCCAAAAGCUAUUGCUGGAGGGGCAUCUGCAGGUGCUGCUCUCUUGUGUGUUGUUGCUGUGAUUGUAUUUGCACAAUGGCGUCAGCAUAAGUCACAUGAUCGCUUUUUUGAUGUUCCUGGUGAGGAGAAUCCAAAAAUUCACUUGGGGCAGCUUAAGAGAUUUUCAUUAAGGGAAUUACAGGUUGCUUCUGAUGAUUUUAGCAGUAAGAACAUACUAGGAAGUGGUGGAUUUGGAAAGGUGUACAAAGGACGCCUUUCCAACGGUAGCCUAGUGGCUAUAAAACGUUUGAAGGAAGGACGCACUCCAGGUGGAGAGUUGCAAUUUCAGACAGAAAUGGAGAUGAUUAGCAGGGCAGUGCAUAGGAAUCUCCUUCGGCUACUUGGUUUCUGCAUGACUCCUACUGAACGCCUGCUUGUUUAUCCCUUCAUGGAAAAUGGAAGUGUUGCAUCAUGCAUACAAGGGAAAAAAGAAAAUGAGGCAACACUUGACUGGACUACGCGUUGGCACAUUGCAUUGGGUUCUGCAAGAGGUCUUUCUUACUUACACGAGCAGUGUGAUCCUAAGAUUAUUCACCGAGAUGUUAAAGCUGCUAAUAUCUUACUAGAUAAAGACUUUGAGGCAGUGGUGGGGGAUUUUGGGCUAGCAAAACUUAUGGAUUACAAGGAUACUCAUGUUACAACAGUUGUUCGUGGCACGAUUGGCCACAUAGCACCUGAGUACAUUUCUACUGGAAAAUCUUCAGAGAAGACAGAUGUAUAUGGAUAUGGAAUUAUGUUGCUGGAACUUAUCACUGGACAAAGAGCCUUUGAUCUUGCACGUCUAGCAGAUAAUGAUGAUGUUAUGUUGUUGGACUGGGUUAAAGCCAAGCUCGCAAAUGAAAGAAUUGAUUUGCUGGUCAGUCCUGAUCUCAAGAACAACUAUAUUGAAGAAGAGGUUAAACGACUUUUUCAACUUGCUCUACUCUGCACACAAGUUUCACCAGGGGAUAGACCAAAGAUGUCAGAAGUUGUUCAAAUGUUGGAAGAUGAUGGCAUAGCCAGGAGAUGGGAAGAGUGGCAAAGGACUGAAGUUCAAAGUCAAGUGUCUGAACUUGCCAGCCGUCUAAAUUCAGAAUUGAUGUUUGACUCAUCAUGUAACCUUCCUGCAGAUGAAUUAUCUGGUCCGAGAUAAUCAUUUUGAAUUAUUUAUUAGCUUAUUUCAUCUUUUAAAAUUUUAUGAUCAAUUAAUAUUGAAGGAGUUCCAAUCUGUUAAAGAAGAGAAUAUUGUUGCAAUAUUUAUGAUGCCCCCGUUAGGGCCAUAUCAUGAGAAUCACUUGAAGCAGCAACCAAAUGUAAAAAAUCAUUACCAUAACUGUAAGUACAAUCUGUGUCUUUAUAUAUUCAGGAACAUAUACUGUUCAUUGUCAAUGCA
Cryptomeria japonica (Japanese cedar) is the source of this 2514-nucleotide messenger RNA. Its product is annotated as LRR receptor kinase BAK1. Bases 385 to 2274 code for a protein of 629 amino acids. The record is from RefSeq and is a predicted model, not a curated record. Gene Ontology annotation, biological process: protein phosphorylation. The transcript is spliced from 11 exons. Gene Ontology annotation, molecular function: protein binding; protein kinase activity; ATP binding. Lineage: Eukaryota; Viridiplantae; Streptophyta; Pinopsida; Cupressales; Cupressaceae.